CUUUGCUCUGGCGCUUAAUAUCUACCUAACAGAUCUCAACAAUAUUCAAAAUCGUCGCGUAGGUACAGGCGUAUUUUGUGUUGCCUAACCAGCUUCCCAGUUCCAGUGCAAAUGCGAAUUUGCUGAAUGCAGCCAACCAACGAAGGAAUUUUUUAUGGUUAUCUACAAUUUACAAGAAAGUCACAAUCUCUGUUAUGUCAUUUUCCUGUACAUUUGGCCCCAUUUUCACCCUUAAAUAAGAGUAUGGGAACAGAGGUGGAUAAAGCGCAACAUGCAAAGUGGAGCAAGAAUGAAACCACUAUCUUUGAUAAAAUAAUACAGAAGCAGAUACCAGCCGAGAUCAUUUACGAAGAUGAUCAUUGCCUUGCCUUUAAUGAUGUAAAUCCACAAGCUCCCACUCACUUUUUGGUUAUACCAAAAAAGCGAAUUCCGUUGCUUGAUGCAAGCGAAGAGUGUGAUAAAGAGCUUCUGGGAACAUUGAUGUUAACUGCUAAGAAGUUGGCUCAGGAACGACUACCAAAUGGUUAUCGAUUAGUUAUUAAUAAUGGUGUUGAUGGAUGUCAGUCCGUUUACCAUCUGCAUGUUCAUAUUUUAGGAGGGCGACAAAUGUCGUGGCCUCCUGGUUAAGAAUAGAAAAGUUGAUAUCUAGUACAUGUACCUAUGUAAAUUGUUGGUUUAACAAUACAUUAAUCAGCACUAA
Messenger RNA from Photinus pyralis (common eastern firefly), 700 nucleotides. RefSeq names its product histidine triad nucleotide-binding protein 1-like. The transcript is spliced from 3 exons. Gene Ontology annotation, molecular function: hydrolase activity. The record is from RefSeq and is a predicted model, not a curated record. Gene Ontology annotation, biological process: purine ribonucleotide catabolic process. The coding region runs from base 127 to 627 and encodes 166 amino acids. NCBI's taxonomy places the organism in Eukaryota, Metazoa, Arthropoda, Insecta, Coleoptera, Lampyridae. Gene Ontology annotation, cellular component: cytoplasm; nucleus.